Molecule: messenger RNA, 628 nt
Organism: Fopius arisanus
Lineage: Eukaryota; Metazoa; Arthropoda; Insecta; Hymenoptera; Braconidae
Exons: 6
Coding region: 1-480 (159 amino acids)
Biological process (GO): sensory perception of smell; detection of chemical stimulus involved in sensory perception of smell
Cellular component (GO): plasma membrane
Molecular function (GO): odorant binding; olfactory receptor activity
Source: RefSeq, a predicted model, not a curated record
AUGAACAAUUCAGAUAUCCCCAUGCAGAACUUCAGAAGAUGUUCUAACUUGCAAACUCGCAUUCUCAAGUUUGUGAAGAAUUUGGAAUCAUCCUAUAAUAUCGCUCUAUUAAUUAUUGUCGGAGUGAAUAUCUUGACAAUAGUACUCACGGGAAUGACAGCUAUCAUUAAAAGAUCUCAACCAAGCGAGAUGAUUAGGAUGGCAUUUAUCAGCGCAGGCGGCUUCUGUCAUCUAUUUUGGAUUAGCUGGUUGGGACAUGCACUGGAAGUACAGAGCGAAAAAAUCUUCAUAUCAGCUUAUCAAAAUCGAUGGUAUUGCCUGCCGCACCAAUUGCAACUGAUGCUGCUACCAAUCAUGAUGAGAAGCUUAAUACCGUGUCAUUUGACGGCGGGCAAAUUUUACAUAAUGUCCAUGGAAAGUUUUGGAAAAACCUUGAAAAUGAUUAUGUCUUCGUUCACAGUUUUGAACUCUAUGCGAUGAACCUCUAAUUGGUUUUAGAACGAAUUACUUCGGAACGAAAUGAUGACAGAGUUCUUAGCGGAAUUUAUUUCCGUAGUGAAAAGGUCCGUUGGAGACCUUUCUUCCAACAAUUUGUAUGAAGUGGUGAAAUUGAUCAUGCCAUGAAAGA